CUAGAAAAUAAAACGCUGCCUCGUAUCAAAGGUCUUUCUAUUAUCUAACCUUCAUUUUAAUUAACUUAGGAAUUGUAUCAACGCGGUUUCGAUACGCCAGAUGCAUUUAGUAUCUUAUUAGCCCUAUGGGUAUUUUUUUUUAGAAUUAAAUGCGUGUUUAUGUCAAAUAUGAAAAAAAGACAAGUUAAAUCAAUACUACCUGUUAAAUAACAUCUCUAGAUUGUAUUUUGGAUAUUUGCAUGCAUUUCUUUCACGGGUGGAGAGCUCAUACACAGGCUACAUGUUUCCUGACUGGCACGGGUGCCCCAUUCCUAUUGACUUGUCGAUGUUCAGAUUCUAAUAUCUGCCCAGACUGUGUAGUUUAAAGGCUAUUCAAUGCACACAAAGGGGCUGACAGUGAAAUGUGCGUGGUUGCUGAGCGAGUUGCCGUCUCCGGGCUCAGCUCUCGCUGGUUUGACAGACAUCACCGUACCUUUACCAGUUCCAGCUUCAACUCCUCAGCGUUAAAGUCAUCUUCAUGAUAAAGGAUACCUCUCCAGCGCCCUGCGAUCCUUCAAGACCAUGGCAGUGAGUGCAGUGUGAGGGAAUGGGAAGUGUCAAGGAAUCCAGUGUUAUCUCUCAGAUACAGAUCUGCCCUGGACUGGUGAUGGAGGGCUCCAUAGGGGCUGAGCCUGGAAGCGACACCCCCUCCCACGGCCCGCGAGAGGGGGCAAGCUGUGAAGCUACCUCAAGCUGUGGCCCCCCUCAAUCCAACGUCUAUUCUACAAGCAACCACCAAAAUGCAAAGAGCUGCUGCCAGCCGGAAACGACUGCGAAGAGGCCAAUCUGCAAUGCUCUCCAAAGCCCAGAAGAGACUUUUAAUGUGAGCAAGGAGCACUGUGAGUAUUUACCUGCUGGAGGACCCAGUGCAGCACUCAGUGUUAACGCAGAGCCUGAACCACGAUUGAAAGACACAUCAGUUAAGGUGGUAACAGCUCUUAAGAUUGAGAGUGAUUGUUCAGUGGCGUCAGGCAAUCAGGGAGCUGUGGUGGGUACGUUGAACCGGUUCAGUGAUGUGGAUACUAACCAAGACUGUGACAAAGUGACUGCAGACAAUCAAAUGGAAAAGCAGGGGACGGGAGGGAGUGCAACCCUUCGAAAGGAUCUUAACCUGAAAGUGUCCGAUCAUGAACAUAGAGAGUCAAUCAAGGAAGACGUCAUUCAAGAGAUGUCAUUGUCACAACCCUGCAAGGUGGAGAAGCCUUCUUUAGAUACAUCUGGAGAUCCUGUUCAACUCAAGGGGUCUUCUAAUGACUUGCCAGAUGAUUCCAAAGUGAUUACGAACGCAGGAGUAAUAAAAAGAAAAGACUUAAGCCUCAAAGAGGCUAUCAAUCAGUCUAAUUGCAGGGCUGAAAAGUAUAACCAGGAUUCCUCAUUGCAUGAAGACAAACAGAAAUCUAGCAUGGAAUCUAUAGCUGAUCCAGGCUUACAAGAAACCAGUAAAGGAGAUACACACGUAAAAGAAAUAAAGGAGGUGCCAUCUCUAGACAAGAAGGUCUGUGAGUUCCAUCAGGAGAAGCUUGCAAAACACCCCCAGCCCACACGCAACCAUGAAACCGAAGAGCUAUCUACUGUGGUUUCAGGUCCUGAAAGUAAUACAUAUACUGAGGCUAGAGACCAAAACAAGAAGCAAUCUGGAGAGCUGACAAUAACAUCACAUGCUACUUUGGAGGUCUGCGGCACCAUUCAAGAAACUACCAAGCCCUUACAAGUAGAAAUACAUGAUCAAAAAAACGCUUCGUGUAACGGAGGGCAAAAGGAGCUCGGGCAAUUGGAAAGGAAGCAAAGGGAAGAAUCACAUUGCCUGGGUGAGGCUAGAAUGAAGCUCACGCUACACGUCGAGACAGUGGAGGAUAGCAGCGGUGAAGCAGUGGGUCUGUGCCUAUCACAGAACAUCCCUGGUGUUCACGCUGAGAUUCAGGUCGGCCUGGGGGUGCCGUGCAGGUCAGCAGCAACCAGCCCUAUGACACCGCCUGAGGGGUCUGACAGUUUCUUUUUCCCUGUGGGGAAGGCAGGGCUUGAGGAGGUUAAACCUGCCAAGAAGGAUGCAGAGCUGCAGGUGGGCAUGCAAGUAGAGUCCAGGUCAGUUGCCACUGCGCCCAUGACUCCAGGUAGGAAGUCUCCCCAGGCUUCGUACCCUGAGAUUCACAUCAAAGGGGUGACAGAGGAUGACAAGCCUGAGCCAGUGCGGGAGGUCAGGUGGGACGAGAAGGGGAUGACCUGGGAAGUGUACGGGGCCUCCAUGGAGGUAGAGGUGCUGGGGAUGGCCAUCCAGAAACAUUUGGAAAAGCAGAUUGAGGAACAAGGGAAGCAACCUCCGCCACAGCCCCUUCCAUCGGCACACCCGCCACCCACAAACCCAGAGCUCAACAGAGCAAGCUCAGUCAAAGGUGCGCUGAAGAAAGCUGCCGGGGGGAAGAAGAAGAGACGGCAGAGGAAUCCCUUUCGAGCUGUCCUGCAAAACCUCCACCGACCGCAGUGCUGCUCGCGGGCAAACACCAUCGAGUGAAAGAGAAAUCAAUCACGUGUCUCAGCAUUAUGUCAAACCUUCUUAGUAACAGAUUUUGAACUCCAAGCACCUAAGGCACAUUUAAGCAUUUAACAUCUCUCACUUUUGUUCUCUCUCCAUUGCUAACACUAUCUAAUACUUUCAUCUCAGCUAUUCAAAGUGAUUUUUGAAGACUGCCAGACAGACUGAAGCCAAACAUGAGAGAACAUCCAGGAACUCAGUAUUGGAGUUCAUGCUGACUGCACUGCAUAGUGUUAUUAUGCUUUGCUUUGGAGCAGCGUAAAAAGUAACUGUUUAUUAUAAACAGCAAGGUCACAUCUACAUUUAUUGUAGACAGAUGCAAAAAAAUGUGUUGCUUUGUUUUUUCCUCCACCUGUGCAUUUUAUUAAAACCAAACGGUGAUCUGUCAUCAACAUAACCUAGUAUAUUAAAUAUGAAAAAAUGUGCAUAUGCAUUACAGAAAUACACACAUAAUUGACACCGAUAUUUGCAACUGCUGACAUGUCUUCUUGGUAGCAUUUUCCCAUUGGUAUGUUCCUUUGAAAUUGAAAUAUAAAGUUCAAAUUU
Messenger RNA from Polyodon spathula (Mississippi paddlefish), 3115 nucleotides. RefSeq lists its product as uncharacterized. Gene Ontology annotation, cellular component: plasma membrane. NCBI's taxonomy places the organism in Eukaryota, Metazoa, Chordata, Actinopteri, Acipenseriformes, Polyodontidae. The coding region runs from base 587 to 2548 and encodes 653 amino acids. The transcript has 2 exons. The record is from RefSeq and is a predicted model, not a curated record. Gene Ontology annotation, biological process: neuron projection development.